AUGAGAUCAAAUCCAAAUAGGCACAAUCCUGAUCACUGGUGUGAGUUUCACAAUGACCAUGGUCAUAAAACAGCAGAUUGUAGACUGUUACAAGGUGAGGUGGACCAUUUAUUAAAGCAAGGGUAUCUUACCGAACUAUUUAGCAAAAAAGGUAAGCAAGCAUACAUGAAGAACAGGCAGGAGCCUCCCAAACCUCCUUCUCCGAAAAGGACCGUUAAUGUUAUAAGUGGAGGCGAAGAAAUUAACGGCGUGACAUAUACAGCAGCCAAGAAAAUUUCUAAAGUUACAGUUACACACGGGAAGCGGGUUCGACAUGUUCUGGAGGAAGAAAGUAUUACAUUUGAUGAUGCAGACGCGGACGGCGUGAUAACCCCCCACAACAAUGCACUGGUAGUUCCGUGA
This is a messenger RNA of Nicotiana attenuata, 402 nucleotides long. RefSeq lists its product as uncharacterized. Lineage: Eukaryota; Viridiplantae; Streptophyta; Magnoliopsida; Solanales; Solanaceae. The coding region runs from base 1 to 402 and encodes 133 amino acids. The transcript is spliced from 2 exons. The record is from RefSeq and is a predicted model, not a curated record.